AACUCUAUGUUGUUUGUGGUCUUGCCUGUCGUGUGCUUGUGGCUUGACAGCAAAAAAGAGUAAUUUCUUACAUUUUCCUCCAUAAUUGUUUAUUGUUUCACUGUUUCUUAUCGGCGAAAAUUGUAUUAUCUUCGCAAGUUAGCUGUAAAAAUGGAUAAAAGAAAACUUUCCACUGCAGGCGAUAGUUUGUAUCAAAUACUACAAGUACCUAAAACUGCUACAGCAGAUGAUGUGAAAAAAAGCUAUCGAAAAUUGGCAUUAAAAUACCACCCCGAUAAAAAUCCGAACAAUCCGGAAGCAGCAGACAAGUUCAAAGAAGUUAAUCGAGCACAUACAAUACUUAGCGACGCGACCAAGAGAAAUAUUUACGAUAAUUACGGAUCGCUCGGAUUGUACAUAGCCGAACAGUUUGGAGAAGAAAACGUCAAUGCCUAUUUCGUAGUUACAAGUACAUGGUGUAAAGCAGUAUUCUUGAUUUGCGGAAUUCUCACCGGAUGCUACUUCUGUUGUUGCUUGUGCUGCUGCUGUAACUGCUGCUGUGGGAAGUGCAAGCCUCGCCCUCCAGAAGAAUCCGGGGAUUAUCACACGUUGGAGCGCGAUGAUUCAGACGGCGUUCAAGCAGUGACAGUGCAGCCAGGUGGCGAGGGUCGUCCAAAAGGGGACCAGGCACCCCCCAUUGCCAUGCCCGCGCCGCCAGCCGUGGGCGGCGGUGCCUCAGAAAACACGGGGCUCAACACAGGAAGCAGUAUUCCAAAAUACACAUGAAGUAUUCACAUCUAUACUAGUCUAAAAUAAUUCUUAAGAAAAAUAAGGAACUGAAUUUUAAUAAUCACUACCAUGCACUACUUAAUGUAAUUUCAAAACGUAAGCCUUAAUUAAGUUUAUAUUUAUAUUUUUUUACUUUAUUUUUACUUGUAUAUUGCUUAAUCAGGUUUAUGUUUGCUAUUAAUUAAAGUUAUUGGCAAUAAU
Molecule: messenger RNA, 969 nt
Organism: Amyelois transitella
Lineage: Eukaryota; Metazoa; Arthropoda; Insecta; Lepidoptera; Pyralidae
Gene: Csp
Product: dnaJ homolog subfamily C member 5
Exons: 2
Coding region: 151-765 (204 amino acids)
Biological process (GO): regulation of neuromuscular synaptic transmission
Cellular component (GO): type Is terminal bouton
Source: RefSeq, a predicted model, not a curated record